Molecule: messenger RNA, 3002 nt
Organism: Scophthalmus maximus (turbot)
Lineage: Eukaryota; Metazoa; Chordata; Actinopteri; Pleuronectiformes; Scophthalmidae
Gene: hid1b
Product: HID1 domain containing b
Exons: 19
Coding region: 18-2519 (833 amino acids)
Cellular component (GO): membrane; Golgi trans cisterna; Golgi medial cisterna
Source: RefSeq, a predicted model, not a curated record
GCGGCGGUGCGCUCUGGAUGAAGAUCAUCCUCCUCCUCAUCCUCCUCCUCCUCCUCCUCUCGGUGAGAAACACACGCAGCAGGAGGCACAACAUGGGGAACUCCGACACCAAGCUCCACUUCAGGAAGGCGGUGAUCCAGCUCACCACCAAGACGCAGCCCGUCGAAGCCACCGACGACGUGUUCUGGGACCAGUUCUGGGCCGACGCCUCCACCACCGUGCAGGACGUGUUCGCUCUGGUGCCGGCGGCCGAGAUCCGGGCCGUCAGGGAGGAGUCUCCGUCAAACCUGGCAACCCUCUGCUACAAGGCGGUGGAGAGGUUGGUCCAGGGCGCCGACUCGGGCUGCCCGUCGGACAAGGAGCGUCAGAUUGUCCUGAACUGCACCCGCCUGCUCACGCGCGUCCUGCCCUACAUCUUCGAGGACGCCGACUGGCGAGGCUUCUUCUGGUCCACCGUGCCCGGAGCCGGGAGAGCCGGGCGUCUGGACGCCAAUGGCGACGGCGAUGACGAAGCUCGGCCACUGGCGGAAUCUCUGCUGCUCGCCGUCGCCAACCUCCUCUUCUGUCCAGACUUCACCGUCCAGAGCCACAAGAAGAGCAGCCAGGACGCGGCCGAGGACGUCCUGUCCAUCGACAGCUGUGAGUACAUCUGGGAGGCCGGGGUGGGCUUCGCCCAGUCGCCUCCGCUGAACUUCGUCCACGACCUCAACAGGACAGAGCUGCUGAAGUUGCUCCUCACCUGUUUCUCCGAGGCCAUGUACCUUCCUCCCUCCUCGGACAGCAAGAGCCUCAACCCCUGGGUCACCUUCUUCUGCUCUGCAGAAAACAGACAAGCGCUGCCUCUCUUCACCUCGCUGCUCAACGUGGUGUGCGCCUACGACCCGGUGGGCUACGGCAUCCCGUACAACCACCUGCUGUUCUCCGACUACCGGGAGCAGCUGGUGGAGCAGGCGGUCCAGAUCCUCAUCGUCACGCUGGAGCACGACGCCGGGUCGGCCGCCGGCUCCGCCCUCCAGGCCCUGGACGCCUCCGGGGCCCCCGCGGCCGAGGAGGAGGAGCAGGAGUCUGCUGGACCAGACAACCUCUUUGUGAAUUACCUCUCCAGGAUCCACAGGGAAGAGGACCUGGGCUUCAUCCUGAAAGGUCUGGCUCGACUGCUGAAUAAUCCCCUGGUCCAGACCUACCUGCCGCGUUCCGCCAAGAAGAUCCAGUUCCACCAGGAGCUGCUGAUCGUCUUCUGGAAGUUCUGUGACUUCAACAAGAAAUUCCUGUUCUUUGUCCUGAAGAGCAGCGAUGUGUUGGACAUGCUGGUUCCCAUCCUCUUCUACCUGAACGACGCCAGAGCAGAUCAGUCUCGUAUGGGCCUCAUGCACAUCGGCGUGUUCGUCCUCCUGCUCCUGAGUGGAGAGAGGAACUUUGGCGUUCGCCUGAACAAACCCUACACGCUCCGGGUUCCCAUGGACAUUCCCGUGUUCACGGGAAACCACGCCGACCUGCUCAUCGUGAUAUUCCACAAAAUCAUCACCAGUGGACACCAGCGUCUCCAGCCGCUCUUCGACUGCCUGCUCACCAUCAUAGUGAACAUUUCACCUUAUAUGAAGAGCCUGUCCAUGGUGGCGGCAAACAAGCUGCUCCACCUCCUGGAGGCCUUCUCCACGCCCUGGUUCCUCUUCUCCUCCACCCAGAACCAUCUGCUGGUCUUCUUCCUGCUGGAGGUCUUCAACAACAUCAUCCAGUAUCAGUUUGAUGGAAACUGCAACCUGGUGUACGCCAUCAUCCGAAAGCGAAACAUCUUCCACCAUUUGGCGAACCUGCCCACUGACACGGCGUCUGUCCAGAAGGCGCUGCAGAAGAAGAGGAAGUCCAGGGUCUCCAGGACCAACUCAACGGAGGCCGAGUCCAUGGAGGGCUCCAGACCAGCCGUGCCGGCUGAGCCCGGCACGCUCAAGGCCAGCCUAGAGGCCACGCCUGGGAUCGAUAAGAUAACGGAGAAGUCCCAGGUGACUGAGAACGGCACCUUGGUCGCCGUCCCACAGUCAGACUCUCCGCAGGCGGCGGCCGACAACAGUGCGAUGAGCGGAGCCAGCGACACAGAGUCCAACUCGGAGAGAGACCACGAGGCCGACCACACGGAGUCGGAAUCGACCAGGGGUCGGUUGUCGAGUGUGUCGUCAUCAGUGGCCUGCAGCGCUAACCCAGACUGGGUGUUGUCGUGGAAGGGUAAACUCCCUCUGCAGACCAUCAUGCGGCUGCUGCAAGUGCUCGUCCCUCAGGUGGAGAAGAUCUGCAUCGACAAGGGUUUGACGGACGAGUCGGAAAUCCUCAAGUUCCUUCAGCACGGGACGCUCGUCGGCCUGCUGCCCAUCCCGCACCCGAUACUCAUCAGGAAGUACCAGGCCAACGCCGGCACGGUCAUGUGGUUCCGCACGUACAUGUGGGGAGUCAUCUACCUGCGCAACCUGGAUCCUCCAAUCUGGUACGACACGGACAUCAGGCUGUUUGAGAUCCAGAGGAUUUAGAGGAGGAGCUUCCUCUCAGCGCUCCGACCCUCCUCUUCACCGAUGUGCUCUGAAGACGACCUCUUCAAAUCCUCAACGUGUCUAAAUGUUGUCAGUAGACUAUUUACCGCCUGUUACGUGGAGCCGAUGCCAAAUGUAUCCGUCAGAUGCGAUUUAUUGAAAUGAUUCAUUUUGCCAAGAAUAUAUACUUUGUAGUUUUGUAGUAACGUGCAACAGGAAGUUCUCAGAAUGAUCUGAAGGCUUUUCCCGUUCCGCCACGUUCGCCACGUUCACGAACGUGUGCAGAUGUAAAGACUGUCGCCCCGGAGCCUUUCACAGGAAGCUGAGAGGAAAAUCAAACGUGGGACUUGAAACUCUCAUAUUCUGACGGAGACGAUGUCAGAAAAAGAUAUUUCUCCUGCUGAAGCAGCAGGAAACUCGCUUUGAGAUGUGAAUGUGUCACGGCGUCGCGUGCCGUCAGAAUUAAAAACGUCGCAGGAGGUU